AUGUUUGGUACUAACCGCACUGACACUACACCUUCCGUUCUUUACCUCACAGAGUCGCUUAUGGAGAUCCCUUGCCUGAGCCCUGCAGUUGCAGACGAUAUUGUCCCAGAUCUAGCCCAGAUAUUCAAUGAUAACCCAUUCAAGUCACUGAGAGAACAGAAAAUCAGCGUCCCUGUUCUCUGCGGCCCGCAUGAGCAAGGCCCCACCGACACUCACAUCGACAUCUUUGGACAGGAGUUUCGAACGCAUUCAAGUCUAAUCAAGGAGUACACUGGAAUCUGGAAGGAACGGCAGCGCGGCGAGUAUGCCGAGCGUCGCGUACACUAUUUCGAGGCGAGAACUGAGAAAGAUGGUGGUUGGGGGAUCUACCGAAAGGGAGCGGUGGCAUUAACUCCGCAGAGAUAUUACCGCGAUUAUCCCGAAAUACCAGACGAACGUAUCCCGAGCGCCAUUGAGUCCUUCCAUUGCUUCCUGCAAGCGUUAUAUCUCAAGCCUGUACCAUACGUUGGUAUCAAAGGAUGGCGAAGGAUGGUGUUGCUCGGAAUACGCUUCCAGGCAGUACCCCGAGUGCGUGAAUAUAUCGAGAAGAUUAUACUUCCCUGGACUCUUACCUCUAAGCCCCUCCUUGGCCUUACUGACGAUAUUCUCGCCUAUACUAAAAUGGCGCAAGACAUUCAGUGUGCCCAGCUCUACCGCGAAUGUCUCAUCCAUUUGGUCGGAAUGGCGCAAUACUGGGGGCGGAACGAGUUCCACAACGCUGAGCACAUACUCACUCCCAGUGCAUACGCUUCAUUGAUUCGUCACGUUGGAACUCAGCGUCAGCUUAUUGAGAAAGCGGAUGUCGCUCUUCACACUUUUAUUCGAACCCUAGCAACGCAGAAACCGCGACGGAUACCGAACUUCCUACUCCGGCAAUUCACAGAUACGGUGGAUAACAUUACCGGUCUAAAUGGGCGCAACAUGAACUCGCUAGGUUAUUAUCAACAUAUACGCCUGGUACUCAACGAUAUGCAGCUGAGAAUACCACGGGGUUCUACCUACAAUAUGUGUCAUAGACUCUGGCAGUUCAUUGGAUGUCUGUGUGUGAACGGUCUUCUGUAUACACAAGAUCAAAUCAAAGGCUACCCUGUCUGCAUAUCGCCUACGGAUAUUGAGCUACCAUGGGUGCUUGCUAACGCACCCGAGGCCCCAGUGGAAGAUCAAGUCCGGGACGCCAUAAUGGAAGGUUAA
This is a messenger RNA of Aspergillus niger, 1230 nucleotides long. RefSeq lists its product as hypothetical. The record is from RefSeq and is a predicted model, not a curated record. NCBI's taxonomy places the organism in Eukaryota, Fungi, Ascomycota, Eurotiomycetes, Eurotiales, Aspergillaceae. The transcript has 3 exons. Bases 1 to 1230 code for a protein of 409 amino acids.